AUGCAGUCCAUUUGGAUAGAAGUAAAGGCAGAGGUGAAGCCUGUAUCAGGCUGUGAGAUUGUUGAGAAGGUCCUCGAGAAAAAGGUGAAGUAUGGACCGAAGGAGAACCCAAGAUCAGCAAAGGAGCUUCAACUCCAAGCAGAAUUGGAGACAACAAGAGCUGAAGCGGAAAGAAAUGCCAAAGAGUUUGAGGAGAAGAUACAAAGUCAGGAGGAGCAGCUAAAAAGCUAG
Linum trigynum is the source of this 231-nucleotide messenger RNA. NCBI's taxonomy places the organism in Eukaryota, Viridiplantae, Streptophyta, Magnoliopsida, Malpighiales, Linaceae. The record is from the annotation of a GenBank genome assembly.